Molecule: messenger RNA, 3316 nt
Organism: Pollicipes pollicipes
Lineage: Eukaryota; Metazoa; Arthropoda; Thecostraca; Pollicipedomorpha; Pollicipedidae
Gene: DCAF12
Product: DDB1 and CUL4 associated factor 12-like protein
Exons: 7
Coding region: 161-1555 (464 amino acids)
Cellular component (GO): Cul4-RING E3 ubiquitin ligase complex
Molecular function (GO): protein binding
Source: RefSeq, a predicted model, not a curated record
ACGAACCUGCUGGAUCGCAAUUGCAUAGGUGAUUGAUUCGGUGCUGUUUGUCUGCGGGUGGCGCGUAUUGAUUAGUCUGGGCGCGCCGUGGUUAUCUGGAGCUACGCAGGAAACUGGCCGGCCUGAGCUGAAGCGGCGUCGGCCGUGAACGCGGUUCGUCAUGGCAACGGUGCGACGUCGCGCCGUGCUGGGCAGCCGGCCACCGUCAGCGGGCCUGCGCCACCCGUACAGCCGACCCGACCAUCUGAGCCUGCUCAAGACAGACAGCUGGGCCGCCAGCACCAAGCCAGAGGAGUUCAUCUACUACUCGGACAGUGACGAGGACCUGGACGGUGCCGACGCCGGCGAGAAGUACGACACCACCUCGCGCAGCUUUGUUGAUUACCACGUGGCCCAUCAGAGUGGGCUGGAGCACUUCAACCAGCUGAGCCUCAGCAAGGAGCAUGCCACCAAGCACCUGCUCAGCUACAGCAUGAUGCGGGAGCGGACUAUCCCCAUGAACAAUUACAACAAAGUGUUCUGCAGUGCCUGGCUCAGUGAUAACCAGGUGGUGUUUGGAACCAAGUGCAAUAAGAUCCUGGUGUACAACCUGCGGACGCGGCGGAUAGACAACAUCCCGAUGUUGCUCUCCAACUCGCCGCUGCCCGAGAUGGAGGUGACGGGUGGCGUGUACGCGCUCAGCCUGAACCCCUCGCGCACACUGAUGGCCACCGGCGCGCGCAACUGCUGCGACCUGGCCGUCUACAAGCUGCCCACGCUCGACCCCGUCUGCGUGGGCGAGAACGGUCACCGCGACUGGAUCUACGACACGGCCUGGCUGGACGACCAGUACGUGGCCACGGGCGGCCGCGACACCAGCGUCACGCUCUGGCACGUACCGGACGAGUCGGACGCGACCGACGACCCCGAGGCGCCACCCUCUUACCAGCAUGUCGGCCCCGUGGCCACCAAGAGCUGCAAGACCGCCGACAAGGUGCGCUCGUUGGCCUUCAACCACCGCGACCAGUCGCUGGUAGCGCUGUCCCUCAACGCCUACGUCCACCUCUUCGACGCUGUCUCCUUCAAGCAGAAGCUCUCCAGGAAGCUGCCGCACUCGAUGGACAACGUGUGCUUGGCGCUGGGCGACAACUGCAAGAUGUACGCCGUCGGCUCCAAGUCGCAUACCACCAUCCUCGAUCCCAAAUCGCUGAAAGUGCUGAAGAAGAUCACUGCGAAAUAUCACGGAUGCGGCAUCCGUUCGCUUUCAUUCAACGGCGACAUCCUGACCAUCGGCACGGGCAACUCGGUGCUCAUGUUCUACGACCUGCGGGCGCAGAAGUACCUGGACUCGGGCGUCAGCUCGGGCCGUGCCGUCGUCUUCAAGGCCACCUCCGGCUGGGUGUCGCCGCGCCAGGCGGCCGACGAGUCGCUCUUCCACGAGGGCGGCGUUGCGCAGGUGGACCACACGCCGGCCAUCUACACUCACUGCUACGACGCCUCGGGCACGCGACUCUUCACGGCCGGCGGGCCGCUGAAUGUGGACGUGCGCGGCUGCUACGCCGGACUCUGGAUGUGAGCCGAGCCGAGCCGCCGCCGCCGCCGCAGGACCGGACUGUGGCGCAGGGCAGCAGCCCAGGCCGGCACUGCCACUGCCGAGCGGCGCUGGCGCUGUUGGACCGCCGGCGACCGCGAGGGGCGCGAGUAGCAGCUCGCGCGAGUGCCGUGGCUGUCCUCGAGCGUGCGCCGCGGCCGAACAUGUCUGCGGCACGGUGCGCCGCGGCGACUGGACGCGGCCGGGGGACGUCGCGAUGCGGUGAUCGGUUGGAAGGUUUUAUAGCCGCGCGCUAGAUCUGUGGUAUGCGGUUGUGUGUGCUGAUGUGCUGGGGGGACUCUGCCGCUGGGUGCUGGCUGCCCGGACCGAGCGACUACGGGGGAAUGCCCGAUGAAUGGUGAGAUGCUGUUCUUCUCAAUCAUGUAGUGUAGGCUCAGUGUGUGCCUCCAAAAAGCACGGCCCGCCGUCGUGGCCCUUGCGUGAAGGUCAUGACCGAAGGGCUGCAAAUACUGCCAAUGUCUGGUAAAUGGCCGGAAGCCUUUCUGGUACAGCUGGUGAGCCUUGCGGACAGAUGUCGAGUGGCAGCAAGCCCUGUGUUAGUUGAACCGACCAGGAACCUCAGAGGCUCCAUAUUACUGGCAUCACUGAGGCGGUGACACCAUCGUGACGACCCUGCGACUGUAGAGGAUUUCCCGCGUUCUCCCGGCACCACCACGGUCCGCCGUCAACAUUCUGCAUUGCACGUCUGACAGCGGCUGCCGUCGUCGACGAUGUGAUGACAGAUCCAUUCUUUCACAUUUAGUACCUCACCCAUAUUGCGUGUGUACGAGCGCGGGCCCUGUGGUUGACGCGUGCGCCCCUCCUGGAGGCGGUGACCGGGCCGUGGCGUGCGGAGCGUGCUCGACUGGGCAUGGUAGGCGCUGCUCACAGCUCUGGUUCAGACGCUGCCUCGCCGCCCGUGGCGCGGUCGUGAGCUUUAACGCGUGUGUGAAACGGACGGUGAAGGGUCCAAUGAGUAUUUAUCACACGAUGAGUGGUAUGCGCAUGCUUGGGAGCAAACUUCGUUUGGUCUGACCGUUUCAAGCUGCUCAGAGGUGUGAAGAAAAUAAUCCACUGACGUACGAUAGGCGAGAAUAAUGUUAAAAUCAUGUUUUUAAGUGGUGAACUAGUUAGGCGGACUUGCUUGCUUUCGUCUGUCGUGAUUGUCGUUAUGUUUUAGGGGUGUAGCUUCACAAAAUGAGUUGGGGUGAAUAGGUUGAAUAGUGAAAAAUGACCCGACCUACCCCCAAAAUAUGCAAACAAACAGGUCUCUCCCCAGAUUUGGCCCACUUUCAUCCAACAUUGAGGGGCUGGCGGGCGAAGCCCCUCAACGCAAUAGAAAAAUACACCCCAGCUGCGUUGUACAACAGUUUGUGACGAGCAUCGCGAAAACGUGGCCGAUUUACUUUUUAUUUUCUCAUAUAUAUUUGUACCGAUCGCCGGCAUGGCUGCGUGUCGGAUUACCAAGAUGCGUCCGCACCGGUCAAUUUUCCACGUGCGUGUCUUUCACUCGGGUGUGUGAGCGGAUGUGUCGGGAGCGUGAAGAGGACCGGUCCUGGGAGGCAGGGGAGCGUGCAGAGGACCUGUCCUGGGAGGCUGCCGCCUGCUGUGGCGUCUGCACGUGGGAGGCGUCGUGGUCAUGUCGCCGAAGAGGCGACGGCCGCAGCGCGUCCGCGCCCCUGACAGGUCAGGAACGCCCCGGCCACUGGUCAUGACGUAGCUUGGGCGAAUACAUGCGUGUCUGAU